AUGUCCAGAAGAUUCUGGAGCCUUAAAUUAUGCUUACAAGAGUUUGAAAGGCUGUCACAAUGGAAAUCAAUAACUUGUGUAUCAAAACCUUCCGGUAACGCUAAAAAGAGAACAAAAAACCAUGAAGAUGGACGCUGA
Molecule: messenger RNA, 138 nt
Organism: Penicillium digitatum Pd1
Lineage: Eukaryota; Fungi; Ascomycota; Eurotiomycetes; Eurotiales; Aspergillaceae
Source: RefSeq, a predicted model, not a curated record